AUCAAGAAAACCACUUUUUGGACAUUACUCAAAAAUGGGUAGAAAGAGUCUUCCAACCUCACUAAUCUCCAUGAAAACAAAAUCAGUGGUAAUCCAAAGGACCCGAGGCUUUGGGAACAGAGUCAUUUUAUCCAUCACAGAAUGUGUGUACAUUAGUAAUGGCGGCUCUAGAGACCCUGGCCAGAGAAAGAACAGUACAGAGUCAAGAGAGAGCAUUCAGAUUCUUUCAAGAAGUGAAGGCCAAGAAGCUAAAUCAUCAACUUCAGAUAGUAUUCAAGAAAAACUAAUUUUUUUAUUUAAAGCGACAUCAAAAGACAGGGGACACAGGGUGAAAAUUUGGUCUGCCUAUGUAAGGGUGACUUUAAAACUUCACAAAAGAAAGGCAAAUACAUUUCAAAGGAAAAUUGACAGACUGGUGGACCAAGAUGGAAGUCAGACAGACCCAAGAGCUCCCAAGAGAAAACCAGAAGUGGGCCCAAGAGCCCCUGAACUGGAAGAUGAGGGGAAGGCAUCCCAGGGGAUAAGGUUGGAGGAAGGUGGGGGGAAAAACUCAUGGAACAAGGCACAGCCUCCAUCCUCUGGCCUGCUCCACAGUCAGCUUUAUACUUUUAUUAUCAGACCACACUUUAGUAAUACAGUUGUGGCACAAGGGAAAUUGACUACAUUUCUUGAGACAUCCAUGUCACGGUUGCUUGGGAAGAACCAAGUAGCGCUUUCCAAGUUGACUGGAGUGUUAGCAGCCUUUAAAGCCAUCAUCUCACCUAAGUCUUCUUCCUUUCGACUGGAAUCACAACAGGCCAACUCUAUUAGAAAUUUGGGGGAAAUGAGGAGGCUUAUACUUGAUUUGUGGAAAAGAGAACAGACCUUCCCCAGUGUCCUCCCAGGUGAUUUAAAGUUGAGAAGCACAAAACCUGUUGAACAUGAAGACCCUAAGGUGAGGGUGACCAGCCAGUCCCAGAAGCUCCUGCAUGACAGGGAGCAUUUACCAUCAGACUUGUUGUAUUUCCCUGGGUUUGCUCCUUCGAGUGAGCUAAGUAAGAGACAGAAACGUGAUGCUGACGGAUUUGGUGAGCUGACCCAAGUGCCUCUAGGUUUUCUGAACCACUUAGCCUCCCUUCUCGGGGUUGGGGUCGUUGUUGUUGCGGUGGCCUUCAUUGUUCUGUCAAUAGUGGUCGGCUUCCUAUUUUACAAACGGAGGGAACUAUUUCAAGUUUCCAGAGUUAAAGUAGUUGAUAGAAAAUGCCUGAAGAAAUCAUCUGAUAGCACAAUGGAUUCACGUUUCCGUGGUGUUUCUCUGUCUCGAUGUUUUCAUUCUGGUGAAUCACAGGUCUCAACCGAUAAAGAAUUUGAACUCCAAGAAGCUCUUCAAAAGUGUAAGCGAAGGGAAUCAGGCUUUGUGAUGACAUCCAUAACUUCAGACACCUCAGACAUCAGCUCCAAUGAGGAGAGCAUGACCCAGGAUCUGACUUCCUUGUCAGCAUCGUCCUUGGGCUCUUUCUAUAGCCAAAGCAUAGAAGCUUCUAAGGACUGGUUUUCCGAUGAAGAGGGCUCCCUUUGCUCCUCCUGCAUGAAAGAUGAUCUUGUAGACAGAGUGCAGGUGUAUCUAGAGACCAUGGAUGCUGCCAAAAACUUCGAAGAAGUCCAGUGUGAUGUAACAGUCAGUGAGGAUCAAAAGCAUCUCAGCGUGGAAAAGACAAGUCAACAGAAAGUACAGGUGCCUAAAUCAGUCUCUGACCCUCUUGAAGCUUCUUCUGGCAUCCCAUGUCCACCAGGGUCAAGGGAUGACCCCUCCAAAGCUUCUCCUAGCAUCCCAUGUCUACCACAGUCAGGCAGCAAUGCCUCCGGUGCUGCUCCUGACAUCCCACCAGGGUCAAGGGAUGACCCCUCCAAAGCUUUUCCUAGCAUUCCAUGUCUACCACAAUCAGGCAGCAAUGCCUCAAAAGCUGCUGUCUACCACAAUCAAGCCAAACAAAAAUGAAUAUUCCCAUUUCUGAGCCUAAGUAUUAACUCAUUUUAGACUGUGACUCAAAAUGGACCUCCUGAAAAUAGACAGAACCUCCUUACCCUGGCCUAUAAG
Messenger RNA from Dromiciops gliroides (monito del monte), 2077 nucleotides. It is a transcript of the gene C4H1orf185, whose product is annotated as chromosome 4 C1orf185 homolog. Lineage: Eukaryota; Metazoa; Chordata; Mammalia; Microbiotheria; Microbiotheriidae. The transcript is spliced from 5 exons. The record is from RefSeq and is a predicted model, not a curated record. The coding region runs from base 35 to 1978 and encodes 647 amino acids.